Molecule: messenger RNA, 2520 nt
Organism: Anneissia japonica
Lineage: Eukaryota; Metazoa; Echinodermata; Crinoidea; Comatulida; Comatulidae
Product: myeloid differentiation primary response protein MyD88-like
Exons: 8
Coding region: 297-1094 (265 amino acids)
Biological process (GO): MyD88-dependent toll-like receptor signaling pathway; positive regulation of canonical NF-kappaB signal transduction; innate immune response
Cellular component (GO): plasma membrane
Molecular function (GO): TIR domain binding; Toll-like receptor binding
Source: RefSeq, a predicted model, not a curated record
CCAAAUAAGAAUAAUGUUAUUUCAUCGUCAUGUGACGUCAGCACUCAUCCACGAAUAGAACAAGGAAGUGCGAAGUGAAUAAACAAUUGCGCAUUUAUGCAUCUUUUGUACGGUAUUUGACGAGGUGUAUCCCUGGACUGUGGCCCUGGUAAACACAGCAAGGGGCAGCUCUUUUUUUGCAGAGCAAUAAAACAAGUGUACUACAGGCAGCAGAUUUUAAAAGACAAUUAAUUAUAUGCGGUUGUAAUUGUAUCAAUUUUUAUCUCAGGAGUUAGUCGACACAAGAUCACAGUCAAAUGGCAGUGAGCCACGAAGAGAUUUCUAAGAAGAUCUCUGACGAUGUUCCUGCGGUGGCACUGAGCCAAAAGACUCGUAACAAACUUUCUCGUAAUUUGAACCCACCUAUGCCACGUGGAAAUGAUUGGAAGGGUCUUGCUGAUGAACUGGAAUUUACGUACCUCGACAUCCGCAACAUAGAUCUCAACAAAGAUCCGACUGGAGAACUACUUGAUAUUUGGGGCGGACAGAAAGAUGCUACGAUAUGUGCGUUAGUAAAAGCAUUAGAGGAGAUUGAGCGGUAUGAUGUCUUGAAAGAUGCUGAUAAAUGGAACAGAGAUAGAAUACAAGUUGCAGAAGUAAGUUCACCAUUACUCAAUUCUAGUAACACAUCCAGUACUGCUGACUCAUACGAUGCAUUUGUUUGUUACACGGAGAAAGAUGCCCCAUUUGUCAUUGAGAUGAUGAAAAUGCUGGAAACUGAAUCCCCAAAUUCCAUUAAACUCUGUGUUGAAUUCCGUGAUAUCUUACCUGGUGCAUCAUGGGCAAGUGCAUCAGUUGACCUCAUUGGUCGAAGGUGCAGGCGGAUGAUUGUAGUUCUCUCACCAGACUUCAAGGGCACACCUCAAUGCGACUUCCAGACUAAGUUUGCACUCUCAUUAGCACCAGGUACUGAAAAAAGACGUAUCAUACCAAUCAUGUACAAACAGUGUGAAGUUCCUGAAAUUUUGGCCCACCUAACGAUUUGCAAUUACACGAAGAAAGACCUCCGACCGUGGUUCUGGUCACGUUUGGCGCAGACCCUUGCCCUCAGCUGAAUUAUAAACACCACAAUGAAUACGAUAUGGACCUCAAUAAUGUUCGGUUGUGUAAUCAAAAUGAUUGUAUUCUAUGAUUUAAUAACUAAUCAUUUAUUUAUGCAUAAGGUUUUAUAUAACAGAUGAGUGCUAAUUUGGCAAGUUGCCAAAAAGCGUUUGUGCACUCUCGCCUCCGAAAUGGUCACGCAAAUGUGCCACCAUUCCAGAGAUGGCUAACCAGUGUCAUGCCAGUAUUAAGCGCAAGCCAAAAAUUGAGAUAUUAAAAUAUAAAGCAAAGAAAAUUGUGGCCAAAAGUUGGAAUUUGGACUUUUCAAACAUUAAAAAAUGUCUGUUAUAGUAACAUAAUAUAGUAUGGUAUGGUGAAGUCGAGGAAGUUGGCUCGUAAGCCUGGAGCUGCCUGGAGCUCAGUUAGCGCACAAUUAUGAUAUUUGUCAAGGUUGAUGUAAUACUUUGAGGAAAACACCAGUAUUUUUUUUUCCAAAACAACAGAUGGAGGUGUUUUGUUUAACAUGAAAUUAAGCAAAUAAUGUUAUAUACUGUAUGCUACAAUACCUUGAAAAAAUUGUGUCUUAAUGAGAAAAUCAAAGAGAGGAAACCAUUUCGAUCUCCGCUUCAUUAGAAGAGCAACCAUAACUGAAAAUCGGAAAAUCCUGCGGGUCAUGGGUGUAUUGUUCAAAUACCAACCUAACUAUAACCUGUAAAUAACUAAGUAAAUUAACUUGUAAAUAAUAAUUGUAUAUACUUUAUAUAAAUACAGUAAGAGUGAAUGAGAGUAAAAAUUAUAGUUUAUAAAAUUUGCAUAGAACCAACCUAACCAUUUCCAUUUUAAAAACCCUGUUUUUAAUCAUAAUUUUACUUUAUUUUUAUGUAGUAUAGUAUAAAUUGUAGAAAUAUAACUUGUAGAUAACGAACCAAAUAAUAUGAUGUCCAUCACAGAGGAAAAUUACCAAAGAUCAAGAUAAAUGAAAUGCUGAAAUCAAUUAAAUGAAAUGAAAUAUAUAGAGUGAAAAAUUUGACAAAUUUUGGCGAUUUAUCUUACUAUUAGUCUUCUACUUAUUGAAGGAUAUUGCCUGCUAGGUAUUGAAGUGGUGUGUAUCAUGCCGACAGCUUACAGAGACGCUGAUUCGUCGGUUGAAUCGGGUGUGCGCGCCAAGGAUAGCUACUCUAUUAUAGUGUACGUUUUUAUGAAAUUAGGCUUAACCUGUAUGUAACCUAUGAAUCAAAAUGAAAAAGCCAGAUAUUUAUGUUAUACUUAAUUGUGGUGGUAUUUUCACUAACAUAAAUAGUGUUUAUUAUAUUUGUUUCUAAACUUAUUUUUAAAUUAUAUUAAUAUUUUCAUCAUUAAAUAGACGUAGACGAAUGUUAAAAUAUGUAUUGCAUAAACUUAAAAUCAUUGUUGAAAAUAAAGAUUGGACUUUUCAGAAUA